CAAGAACUUCUUUUGAAUAUUUGCUCCUCAGACACCAAAUUCUCAAACUUUACUCUCUUCACUCCUAUAAUUUUCCUUGUCCUUAAAGUCUUCCUUACUUCAUCUCUUUCCCCAUCUAACCACCAAGAUCCGUACUAUUCUCCCCAUCAAUGGCCGACUCAAGAUCCCACCCCACUUUCUCACCUCACCGGCGGCGGCCGGACCAGCUUCUUGGCCAUAAUAUUCACUCCAAAACUCACCGGAAACCUUUUACUCGCGUCAUCUGUAAGUCUGCGUUCUUUAUAUUAUUUCUCAUUGCUAUUCCUUUAUUUCCUUCAGAAGCUCCUAGUUUUAUCAACCAAGCCCUAAUUACUAAGUUCUGGGAGAUUAUUCACUUGUUGUUUAUUGGUGUUGCUGUCUCCUACGGGUUGUUUAGUAGUAGAAAUGCUGAUGGGGAUUUUUUACCCACUGAUUUUAGUAACUUUGAUGAUUUACAGUCGUCCAGUAACUUUGUGUCUAGGAUUUUUCACGUUGCCCCAAUUUUUGAAGAUGGGUAUGAGAGUUUCUCUGGGUCUGCUGAGAAAAAUGUUUACCAGUCUUUGGCUAAAAAUGGGAGUGAGAAUUUUGUUGAGCAUGAUGAGAAUAGUUGUGUUCAAGCUUGGAGUUCUCAGUAUGCAUUGGGUGAGUCAGUGACUGUGUUGUCUCAAGUUAACUAUGAACUUAGGAAACCUAGUCAGGUAGUUGGUCGAAAACUGUUAGGAUUGCCCGUUCGGAGUUUGAAUUCGAGGGUUAAAGAUGUAGAUAGUUCUCAGUUUAGCGAUGGAGGUGAGUCUGAUUCGAGCUUUGUUGGUGGUUCGAGUAGUUCUGGGAGGAGUGUGAAUGAGAAGAGUUUUGGUGAUAUGGGUCCAAUAAACUUGGAGGAGAGGUUUAAUGAAAGUUUUGGUUUGAAUCCUCGAGUUCCGCGGCGUUCUAGAUCUGAAAGGGUGGAAAUGAGUGAGAAAUUUGGUCGUGUUGUUGCUGAUCGUCCUUCGCAUUUUAGGCCUCUUUCUGUUGAUGAAACUCAAUUUGCGUCUAUGGAAUCACAAUCUUUUAGGUCGACUAAUUCUUUCUCCUCCCGAGAUAGUUCAAUUUCAACUUCACCAACCAUGCUAUCUCCUUCUCACUUGACUUCUUCGGAUUCAUCCGGUUCAAGAACAGAAGAAUUAGGAAAAACCAAGGAUUUUGUCACAUCAUAUCCAUUGGCUUCUCAAUCGCCACAAACAACAAAGACUCGUGGCGCUUCAUUGAAUGCAUUUCACUUGAGGAAAUAUGGUAGUGGCUCUUUGUUCCAAAAGGAUUUGAACAAAUGUACGAAAAUUGAGUCGAAGGAUGUCGAUGGGAAAUGUUCAAAAAAUGAGUCCAAGGAUGUCGGUGGGAAAUGUUCAAAAAAUGAGGCGAAGUAUGUCGGUGGGAAAUCAUUAAAAGAUGAGUUGAAGGAUGUCGGCGGGAAGAGACAAGAGGGUUUACCGAGUAGUAAAGAGAGGGGACAGGGUUAUUUAGAAUCAGUUAUGAAGCAAGGGAUGAUGGCCAAAGCUGCACCAAAAGGAAAAUCUGUUAGGACUAUUAAAAGCGGUUUAUACACUGCAGAGGCAUCGAAAGCUGGAGAGACGAGUAAAACUCAGAUAGAUGACCAGUCUGAAAAAGGUUAUAAUCAAACAAAAACAGUAAAUACAGCAGAAACUGAAAUGAAAAGGGAAGGAUUCGGCAAUAUAUCAAACGGCGCAAGUAAGAAGAAUUUCGAUACUCGAUAUGAUAUGCCAAAGCCAACAUUUGGAAGAUAUCAGAUGAAAGAAAAGAAAGAACCGUUGGAGAACGUUACUUUAGAGUCUGAAGAAGAUUCACAGAGCGAGACUACGGAUAAGAGUCGAGUGAGCUCUGGUGAAGACACCGUGUUGCAUGAUGCAGGGGACGACAUUAGUGAGGUUGACAGGAAGGCUGGUGAGUUUAUAGCGAAGUUCAGGGAGCAGAUUAGACUUCAGAAAGUGGCAUCUGUUGAAAGAUCGAAAGGAUUGCGGUUGAGUGGCAAGUAUUUAAGAUGAACCAUAACGGCCUAUACGUAUCAGUAUGAAGAUGAAGAUGAACAUUCUUGUGUUCUUGUUUGAUAGCUGAUUCUCCAUCUUGUUUUUAUGUAGAUACAAAGUUAUAGUUUUUGGUGGAAAUUUGUUGUCUCUAUACCAUCUCUAUGAAGAAUCAGAAUCAGAAUCAGAAUCAGUCUUUAGUUUUUACCUUCUAACCAUAAAAUUUUCUUUCAUAUGUAUUUCAUUCAAUUUUUACCACUAAAUUGGUCUACUGAGGAUUGUAAAUUCAUAACCGUUGUGUUCUUUGAUUCAUUUUUCAUUAUUUGAUGGAGUAUUCAAGAAAAAUGAUA
This is a messenger RNA of Mercurialis annua (annual mercury), 2386 nucleotides long. RefSeq lists its product as uncharacterized. Lineage: Eukaryota; Viridiplantae; Streptophyta; Magnoliopsida; Malpighiales; Euphorbiaceae. Bases 150 to 2057 code for a protein of 635 amino acids. The record is from RefSeq and is a predicted model, not a curated record. The transcript has a single exon.